Molecule: messenger RNA, 537 nt
Organism: Aspergillus fischeri NRRL 181
Lineage: Eukaryota; Fungi; Ascomycota; Eurotiomycetes; Eurotiales; Aspergillaceae
Product: putative cystathionine beta-synthase (beta-thionase)
Exons: 2
Coding region: 1-537 (178 amino acids)
Source: RefSeq, a predicted model, not a curated record
AUGGCCUCUUAUAUGACCGCCAGCGAGGCAUUCGCUCGCGAGAAACUCGCCCCAAACGUCGAUGUAUCCACAAGCCAGACUGCCUGGGCUGACAAGUACCGAGGGGCUACUGUUGAAGAUCUGGACCCUCCUCCUGCACUCUCCGUCUCUCCCAGCGAUUCCAUUGCCUCCGCCAUGCUCGCAGCAUAUGAGCGCGAUUAUACCCACCUGACAGUCAUCUCAUCGAAUCGGUCUUUACUCGGAUACCUCAGCAUACCGCGACUCAAGGAGUUGCUCAAACAAGGCACUGUCAAGGAAACGGACCCUGUCUCAACUGCCAUGCAGCGCUUUAACCGCAAGCGUGGCACAUAUCAGGUCAUCACAAUGGAGACGCCGUUAGAGGAGCUAGAGCAGUUCUUCGAGAGUGAAACAGGACCCAACGGAGAAAGGAGAGAAAAGCAGCAGUUUGCCGUGGUCACUGAUGCGUCCCGGAAGUUUGUACUCGGGGUUGCAACCAAGGCUGAUUUGGAGGAAUUCGUCAAGAGAAGACCGGCAUAG